Molecule: messenger RNA, 4858 nt
Organism: Schistocerca gregaria
Lineage: Eukaryota; Metazoa; Arthropoda; Insecta; Orthoptera; Acrididae
Product: leukocyte receptor cluster member 8
Exons: 14
Coding region: 237-2720 (827 amino acids)
Cellular component (GO): nucleus
Source: RefSeq, a predicted model, not a curated record
AUGGUCAGUGAUAACUGUCCUUUAAUGGCCAUAGCCGCAAGUCUAGUGCCGUCUUAAUUUGUGUUCUGUCUACCAGUAUAGACGAAUUUCGUUCAACGUUUUCUGUCAACCGAAGUUGAAUAGCUACAAUCGUUAGAGUGCACGGAAACACAUCUUUGGAAGUUGGAUCGUGGAAACGAAGCUCUAUGGAACGAAGUCCUGUGAUGCGUAUACCCUCUGAUGUAAGAACAUAAAUUAUGGCAGAAAAGACACAGACAGCACAAAUGUCUAUUAAUCCUUGGCAGUAUCCUCCACAGUAUGGAAUGUACAAUCCAUAUGCUGGUCAAGCGUAUGGACAUCCAGGUUAUGGACAUCCUGGACCAUAUUUUUACUACAAUUCGAAUAUGGGAUAUAGCCACAGUGUGUUCGAUCAGAAUGCACAUCAUCAAAUUCCACCUAGCACACAUCAAGAUUUUCGGCAAGAGGAGAAUCAAGGUGGUACACCAGGUGGUCAGGCAUCACCAGAUGAAAAUAUUUGUGGCCAGCGCAAUGAAAUGCCACCACUUCCUCCUGGUCCUCCUCCACCUGCUAACCAGAACUAUCUUUUGCCAACACCACCAGCCUCAGCUGUCACAUCCAGAUCACCUCAGUUCUACAAUCAACCAGGAAACACGACAUAUGGUCCCAUAAAAUUUAGUCUUCCAAAUAAAAAGCCCGGGAUUGGUUUCAAGCCGUUCAAUAACAGUGGAGCAAGCAAGAAGAAGCGUAAGAAUAAAAAUAAGAAGAAUGCACAAAACCUUAACAAUUCUCUCAGUGAAAACUUUAUGCCCAGUUCACCAGGUGGCCUAAUGAUACAUCCUCCCCCUCUUCCUCCAGGCGACAAUACACCGCUGUUUCCUCCUUUGCCUCCUGAACCGGCGCCCCCGUCAGCAAUGCGUGAAAAGUCAUCAGAUGAGGCCGAGGUAACAAAUGCGGCUGCAGAAGAAGAUUCUGGAAAACCCUUUUCUGUUUCUAAAACACUACAGGAGCGGGCAUCUGCUGCUGUAAACCACGCAGAGACACACCAGUAUAUGGAAGCACUCGCACGAACUGCUCAGUCUGUCAUAACAGGUGAAUGGCCGGAGUCUCUAAAGAACUAUAUAAAUCGAUGUUAUGAUCAGUGCAUUGAAACAGUAGACAAAGAUAGAGUUGAGAUAAUCUUGAAAGGUAAAAUUACAAGAGCUGCUAGUGAAGGGACUUUAUGGACGAAGAACUGGGAUGUUGAGCCAUUACCAAGCAUCCAUACUGAGAGAAAUGUAGAGCUCAAGAAGACUUUUCCUACAACACCAGAUUCCAAUGUGACACCAACUGUUAAAAUGACUCCAAUUGGUCGGGGUAAGAAACCGAAUCUGUCAGCAGCCCUCGGUUCAAGGUUGGGAGCUCGAUGCUACAGAAACCAACGCCGUUCACGAUCUCGGUCAAGAUCCCACUCGAGGUCCAGGUCUCGUUCUAGGUCGAAGUCCCACUCACCCUCUGGGAAAAGCCGCAGGAACAGGUCACGAUCAAGAGACAGUUCUCGAAGCAAGAGCCCAGUGAGGCGGAGGAGGAGGAGUGGGAGCUCCUCAAGUAGUGAUGACAACUUCAAGUCACUGAAGGUUACAUCCAAAGUUCGUGCAACUGCUCGUAUUGCUGAUAGGUUGAAUAUGAAGAACAGAAACUUAAAUAAAGGAAAAAUAGGAAAAGCUAAACAAAAUAAUAAACUGUCAAAAAGCCAUUUCUACUCCGAGUUUGGUUCUCAGUUCAAUGGUAACGAGGAUUUUGGUAGUUCGGAAAGACUGCAACAACGGGCAGCUCGUUUCAGCUCUAAUUUUAAGGAAUCUGAAGUUGCUUCACCAACGGAUACUCCUCAACGGAAGAAGAAACCUCUCAGUCUUAUAACAACAACAAUACAAAAUAACCUUUAUUUUGUUGAUUCAACUGGUGACCCAGACUUGAGCUCCUGUAGAAUUGUGGGGACAUGCCAGGAUAUAGAAAAACCUUACCUUCGUCUCACCUCAGCACCUCAUGCAUCUGCCAUCCGUCCUGUUGAAGUUCUUAAACAAUCGUUGCAAAUGGUGAAAGACCGCUGGAUUAACAAGCAAGACUACAGAUAUGCUUGUGAUCAAAUGAAAUCUAUCAGACAGGAUCUCACGGUUCAAGGAAUAAGAGAUGAAUUUACAGUACAAGUUUAUGAGACACAUGCACGAAUUGCUUUGGAGAAGGGGGAUCAUGAAGAAUUCAAUCAGUGUCAAACACAGCUGAAAAUGUUGUACUCAGAAAUAGGUGGCCAGAACAAGCUAGAGUUCACUGCUUAUCGUAUUCUGUAUUACAUUUACACAAAGAAUACUCUCGAUCUCACAACAAUUUUAGCAUCACUGACACCAAUUGAUGAAAAAGAAGAGUGUGUUUCAUUUGCAUUGGCUGUACGUUCAGCAUGGUGGCUUGGAAAUUAUCAUAAGUUAUUUCAACUGUACAGAGAAGCACCAAUGAUGACAGCGUACUUGAUGGACUGGUUUGCAGAUAGAGAGAGGAAAUCUGCGUUGAAAAGCAUGGUGAAGAGCUAUCGUCCAUUUUUGCCAGUGAGUUUGGUGACUCAGGAACUAGCUUUUGAAUCCGAUGAGAAAUGUUUAGAGUUCCUCACUCCAUUUGGCCUUAAAUUUGAUGAUGCCCAAAGGACCAAGAUUGAUUGUAAAACAAGUUCUACCAUCAUCUCCAAUAUCUGAGGCCAUUGGUCAUUAUUUCCAAUGGAAUCAUUUAUGGUAACUUUUUGUAUUCUCAGUGGGAGGUUCCAGUUGGUCUUCAAGCAGUGUUUUCUUUCAUACAUCAAUCUUAAGUUGCCAUUACAUAUUUCAUUCUUUUUCCACAUCACAGGAGAUUAGUGAUGUGAAAUAACUGCAUGGCUGGUAUAGUUUUGUUUUAUUUUGUCUCUCCUGGAGGUAUUUCUGACUUAGUGUAAAUUGCAGUCUUGAGUAUGGCAGAUGUGACAGAAGACUUCAUGAAGAUCAUCAAUCUGGGGAAAAUGAAAAGAGCUCAGAGAUAAAGUUAAUUUUGCCUUACAGAUUGGCGAGGUGCAAAGAGAAACAUGGAAGUUUUGAAAUGCUGCUCCUGAUGAAGAUGUGGAACAUAGAGAUUUCUUGGGAGGCUACAUCUUACUUCGAAAAUAUAACUAUCUCAUUGUUAUAAUCCUGGGAAGAGAAUAAUCGCUACCGGCCAUCUAUAACCAAGAUAUCAUAUUGUUGUUACAUUGGAAAGAUAAAAACUGCUACUAGCCACCUCACUUGCCAUUGAAGCAGUAAAAACCUAUUGUCUGGAAUGGAAGUAACAUCAAACUUAAAUGUUGAUAGAGAACAAUGUGGAGGAGAUCAUGCAACAAAGGAAAUUCGUAUUUUGAUGAUGUGGCUAUUGAACAAUGCUUCCUGAAGAGCUAGGUGAUGCUGUAAACCUCUGAAUACCAGUGGGAAGCAUUUGCUGCAUUGGAAUUCUGCUUCAGAAGAGGAGUUUUCUUCAGCUACUUGGAAGACUUAAUGAAAGUGAUAUGACAUAGCAUAAAAGAUUCACUUUGAGAGGGUCUAUUUUCUGCAAGAGCCAGCUACUAAUUACUAUCUCUGAGCUUCAGAAUAAGAAGAUGCCUGCAGUUUUGUCACAUACUGCUGUAAUGACUCAAUAGGGUAUCCAUCUUUACAUGAAACAUCGUUGUUUUAUUCCCUCUUCAGUAGAGCCUUUAUUACCUCGACAAAUUGAUUGUUAUGCAAAUCUGUUGAUAUGCUAAUCAGUCUUCGGUAUUGUAACAGUUCUGGUAUACUCCUUUUGUUACUGGAACCUCCCUCUAGGUGGUCUCUUGUUCAGGUUAAAUGUAGAUAUUCCAGGAGGGUACUGCAGGUUCCAUGAACUCGUCGCUGGAGGCAGAAAUUCGUCGUGGAAAACAGCACACCGAGUCGACACAUCCCGAAGAUGUGGAAGCUGGAGAUAAAAGUACAAAUUCUGAGUUUUAUGUAAUUUUUGUGUAUUAUAUAUUUUGCAUUCCAGUGCAUUGACAGUUUUUGUUAUGUGUUAUGGUGAGUUUGUGUACAUAGACACUUUGACUUUGAGACUGAUUGUGCGUGUGUAAAUUCGGUCCCAGUGUAUAAAUGUGAAUAUCCGUAUGCCUGUGAUUAGGUAGGAAGUGACAUUGAUGAACAAUAUUUAUAUAGUGUGCACACUAUUAUUAAUAAAAAUGGUGUGUACAGGACUGCAUUAUUGUGGCUAAAAAAAAAGCCGGACAGUUUUCGGUGAGCAUCAUCCCAAUUUUUUUAUGUUGACUUUUAUUUAAUAAAAUGUUUUACUAUGCAACUUUUCUUAUAUUUUGUGUAAUAAAUGGUUUUCUACUGCAUUACUUUCAUUGUACCAAAUAUUUUUCAACUUUUCUAAAAUUUUAAAUUCUGAAAGCCUUUUUAAUUUCCUAAUUUAUUUAGGUGCAAUGAACUCUCUUUAAGUGUUCCUAUUUUUCUCACCAGUAAAUGUGUUUUGAUGUAAGAAUAAUUUGAUUAAAUGACUAAUUUUAUUAGUAUGUAACCAGAGCCAUAACUCUGGAUUUCACAGUUCAUGGUCCGGAGGUACGUCAUUGUAGAAAUACUUAAAUCUCGAAACAUUUGGUAAAAACAGAGUAUUUUUGUACCAGUGGUGUCAUGUAAUUUUUUUUCAGAAUUGCAAUAAAAUAUGAAAGAUAGAAACAAUUUAUUAAAAUGUUGAAUUGUUAAAUUUUUUGUCCCAGAUGCGUAAGUUAAUGUUUUGAAAGCUGUUAAAAGUGACUUCCACAGAAGUCAUUUGUGUACAAAGUUUUUUUGUAUGUAGAGUUUGCUGAAUACACAAAAUUACAAAAUUA